AGGACGUAACAAUACCUCCAGGUGGUCAGAUCCCGACGCCUAUGGACUGCAGCAAUGUUAGAAAGAGACAAGCGAGAUGGCACCUGGAAACGUUUCCCGAACCUCAUCUCUCCCUCCCGCACUCCCGAAAUCUCUCUCUCUCUCUCCGGUGCCCACUCACCAAAACCCCGCUUCUCUUCUACCCGAUUUGAUUCCAGUUCGAGUCGGCCGGCGAAGCGACGAGCCAAAUUCAGACGACAUCGCGGCCCUAGACUUGAACACCAGUGGCGGUCAAGAACAAGGCAGUACGGCUGUGGAAGCCAAGCCCGCGUCAGAUCCCGGAGGAAGUGAGAAAGGGGGAGGAGAAUUCAUGGUGGAAACCCUAGAACAAAGCCGAGAAGGAUUUCUUGAUACCGGUGACGGUGAUUCAGCUCGGAAGCCAGAAACGGAUGUCGGAGAGGAAGGAGGUGUGGCGGGGUCUGAGGAAGUAUCGGGCACCGUUGCUCCUGAAGGGGCUGAGGUUGGGGAGAGUAGCAGCGGGACCGGGAUUGAGCUUUUCGAGGAAAAGCUUGCAGCUUUUGGAGAAAAGGGGCAACGUGAUAUGGCUAACAAAGUGACAGAGCGUGAUCUGGUGCACGGGUGCUUUCAAGCUACGGAGGUCGGCAGUCUUGGCUCCAGAGGGCAGGAGACGGGAGAUGGGUGCAGUCGAGAUCAAGAAUUGAGAGCAGAUGUGCUGGAGACUGGGAACAUGGUGGGAAUUGCUGUGGAAGAGGCCAAAGAUGAACGCUUGGAGAGUAUGGCAGAUCUGGGAGGAAGCCAUGAGGUGGUUGUGAAGAUUAGAAAUGGAACCGAACCCAUGGAGGAAGAUGCAUCCUUUCCAGAGAAGAAAUCUAGUGCAAUGAGUGAUCAGAGGAGCAGCCAUUUGGUUGAUGGGCAGUCUCAACUUAUUGAAAGCAAUGCUGGUCCAAGUGAGUUGGUGGCAAGAGAUGAAUUGGGUGGUAAGCAGAAGCUGAAGUUAAAUGUCAAAGAGGCAGAAAGUAUGAUGUGGGCCGCAAAAGCAGCAACUAGAGGUACAGUUGGAGCAGUCGAAGUUGAUGGCUUGGAGGGUGAAGCAGCUAAUGAUGGAGGGAAAGUUGAUGUCUUGGAGACGGGGAGUAAAACCGAACCCCUGGUAGAAGAUGAAGCUUUCCUAGAGAAGGAGCAGAGCACAGCAAUUGAUGUAAUGGUUCAUGAUAUGGUGGAUGAGCAACUUCAAUCUAAAGAGGGCGUUCUAGAUCCGAAGGGUUUGGACAUGGAAGCUGGAUUGGGUAGUGAAUGGAAAUCUGAAAUUAAUGUGGUGGAUGGAGAAUGUGUGGUGGAGUGCGGGAAAGGAAAUGAACUUGUGAAGGAACAAAUCACAAACCAGAACUCGGAUUGUGAAGUCAGGGACCAAGAUUUGGUUGAUGAACACCUGCAAGCUGCUGAGGAAGAUGUGGGUUCUGUAGCAUUAGAAGCAGAAAAUGAAUUGGGUGGUCAGGAGAUGCUGGAAGCUAAUGGUGGUGAUGCAGGAUUUGGAGUGGGGACUGUCAAAACUCUAGCCAGGGUGGAAGCUGAUAGCUUGGCAGGUGUAGCUGAUAUGGGACAAAUGCAUGUUGGGGUUGCAGAGGUCGGCAAUGGAACUGAACUCACUGAGGAAGGUGUAUCCUGUCUGCAGAAGGAUGAGAGCAUGGCUGGUAAGGUAACGGACCUUCCAAGAGCACAAGGAGCUCUUGGUCCCAAAAUGUUGAAGACAAAAGAUUUUUUGGAUGGUGAUCAGAAGCUGAAAGCUGAUGUACUGGAGGUAGAAUGUCUGAUGGGGGCAGCAAAAACUCAGGUGGCUGUUGAUCUUGGAGGGGAGGAAGCUCAGAAAUUGAGGACUAUAUCAGAGUUGGGACAAGUGCAGCACAAGGUUCCAGGGACUAGUGGAACUGGGCUCACCAGGGAAGGUGUGUCUUGUCCGCAGAAGAACUGGAGCUUGGUGACUGAGAAGGGAGGUCGUGGUUUGGCUGAUGCAAGUCUUCAAGCUUCAGAGGGAGACAGCAGUCAGAACCAAUUUGUAAUCAUGGAGAAUACUGCUGGAACAAAAGACAUGGAUGAGGGGUUUGAAGGGUCUUUGAUGAGCAGUGAUCAGGACAGAAUUCAUGAAGCUUCUGUUUCGCAGACAUCUUUUGUGGAUACAAAUCAGAAUGACCAGGAAAGAGGCAAUGAUGUAAAAUACCCAAACCUGGCUGAUCCAGGUGUAGAGGUAAACAGUCCAGAUUCUAAUCAUGCUCAUGAUGACACAGUGGGCAGUGGACAUCUUUUGACAGCAGAAUCAAAAGCAGGCUUGGUUAACAGUGUUGUCCAUGCAGCAGCACUGAGUGCAGACAAGCAUCCUACCGAUGAGAUUGCAAGGGACAGAGAUAUUAUUACAGCAGAUGGGGGUUCAGUUUUGGAUGUCACAUUUAUGGAAUCAGAAAGCAGAGGAACCCAGCUGGUUGAUGAGGAUACCGGUGAUAGAAAAGAUAUUACUAUGGAUAAUUCAGUCUCAGAUCUAGAAUCACAGUUUGCACAGAUGGGUCCACUUGGUUUACAGACUGCAGAGACAUGUCCAGUGGGUGAAAAGUUAACGGACAGAAAAGACUCUGUUCUGAAAGAUUCAAACUUGGCAGUCACUACUGGUUUGCCAAUGGCUUCAGAGCUAUCUGAAAUUCAGACCAUUGUAUCUCAGCAAAAGGAAAUAGUUGAAUGUAUUCCUAGCAGGAAUCAAGAGACACAACCUCAGUCCAUUGGUUUGUUGGUUGGCAGGAGUGAUGCAAUUGUUCAUGAAGCACAAUCUUCACCAGGUUUAUGUCAAAAUAUGGACAUGGAAUCCAGGAUUCGCAAGGAUGGAACUUCUCUGCCUGAGGCAUGUCAUGGAAAAGGAGACUUGGCUCGAGACUCAGAAGCUGAUAAGAAGACCUCUAUGCUGGUUGACAGUGUGGCAAAUAUUGUUACUGGUCCAGAUGGUACUGCUGAGCAAAAUAUGCAAGUUGAUGAACAAGAACAUCCGAAAAUAGCUUGCAAGGAAAUUGUGAAACAUGUUGGAAUAAGGCCUGGAGUUUGCAGUACUGAAAAUGAUCAGCAUGCUAUUUACUUCCUGCCUCUUCAAGACAAGGAUACUUUCUCCAUUUCUGAUUUGGUCUGGGGUAAAGUAAAGAGCCAUCCUUGGUGGCCUGGCCAAAUUUUUUAUCCUUCAGAUGCAUCAGACUUGGCAGUGAAAUAUCAGAAAAAGGACAACUUCCUUGUAGCAUAUUUUGGAGACAAAACUUUUGCCUGGUGUGAAGAACCUCAGCUGAAGCCUUUUGAGACAUAUUUCUCACAGAUGGAAAAGCAAACCAGUUCAGAUGCAUUUGUAAAUGCUGUCAAUGAUGCGCUGGGUGAAGUCUCUAGGCGGACAGAAUUGGGAAUGACCUGUUUCUGUUUGCCUGAAGGAGCUUAUGCUAACAUUAAGUGUCAGAUGGUGGAGAAUGCUGGUAUACGAGAAGGGGUUAGUGGCUUUGCUUUUGACAGGUCUCCGGUUGUUGAUUAUUUUCAGGCUGACAGACUUCUUGAGUAUAUUGAAGCCUUGGCUCAAUUACCAAGUGGAGGUGCUAACAGACUUGAGCUUGUGAUAGCUCAGGCUCAGCUGAAGGCCUUUUAUCAAUCAAAGGGGUAUCCUGAACUUCCUGUAUUCCAAGUUGGUGGAGGAUUGAUGGAGAAGAAUGCUGAGGUCUCACCUUCUGAUGGUAAAUUAGUUGGGGAAGAUACCAUGGAGCACUUUACUCCUACUCCCAUGGAACUAAAUCUUGGGAAGCGCAAAAGAGGCAGAGGAAGGCCCUCCAAUAAAGAAAAACGUAUGUUGGAGGAUGCUAAAAAACAGAAGAAUUUAUCUGAGUUGAUGGAAGAAAGCAUUGUCUCUCUUGCAAAUGGUGGCAAACUUGGAUUUGCAGAAAAAGUUGAUGGUGAUUUGAUUUCACUUUCUUCUGAAAAGAAACGCAAUGUCAUUGAUUUUGAUUCUGAUUACUCCGAGAAAACUAAGAAAAAACGACUUGAUUCUUUAGGAGAUUUGUUUACCAAGUCACCAUCUUCUACUCCUGCCAGUUCUUUCAAGGUUGGAGAAUGCAUCCGUCGAGUUGCAAGCCAACUGACUGGGUCUCCACCCAUCCUUAGGUGCCAUGGUGAAACAUUUCAGAAGAGUGUUUCCAAGGCUGAGCAUAGAAGAUUUGAUGUUGAUACUGAGGCUUCUACUCACACUGCCAUGGACAACCCAAGAAUGAAGGUAGUCAUAUCAGAUGACUGUUCCUCCCUGGAUGAAAUGCUGUGGCAGCUGUGCUUAGCUGCAAGGGAUCCUAUGAAGGGAUACAGUUUUCUGUCCAUGAUAGUCAGUUUCUUCACUGAUUUCAGAAAUUUUUGUGUUUCAAGUUCUUCUAUGGAAAAGAAGCAUGCUCAGAAAAUUAGAGGUAGAAGGGGUAGAAAAAGAACCGUCAGCACUCAGUCACCCUCUUGUGCUAUGUCGACACCUGAUCAUAUGCAGGACUCUUAUUGGUCUGACAUGAUAUACUAUAACAGCUCCACAAAUGAUCUUAAAAGGAAAGGAGAUACUCACAUGCGGAGCCAAAGGAAAAGGAGGAAAUCUGGAGGGGAAACAUCAAUCUCUUUGUCAUUAGACCGUAUGUUGGGUACUGCUCAAAAUUUGCAGGUUGGAACCAUCAGUCCUAAAAUGAAACAAGCUUCGACAACAGAAAGAUCAGUAAUCAGUUUGGAAGAAAAAAUUGUUGAUGAGUGCACACCAACUGCAUUGAUUUUGAGCUUUAACGGAUCAAGUUCUCUACCUUCUGAAAUGGAUCUCAUUAGGAUUUUCAGUCGCUAUGGGCCCCUGAAGGAAGCAGAAACAGAAGUUCAAAGGAAGACAAAUCAUGUCAAAGUAGUCUUCAAGAAACGUGCUGAUGCUGAAAUAGCUUUCCGUAGUGCAGGAAAAUAUAGCAUUUUUGGGCCAGCACUUCUUAGCUAUCGUCUUAGAUACUUGCCAUCAACACUUAGUGCUUGUCCAAACACCACAACACAGGGCCCCGAUGAUGCAGGAUCCAUUGAAGGUGGAAAAUUAGUGGUUCCAGGUGAUGGUUCUCCAAAUACCAUAUCAGGCAAACAUGAUGCAGUACCCACUGAAGGUGGCAACUCAGAGGUUCCAGGUGAUGUUUCCCCAAAUACCACACCACAAGGUGAAAAUGAUGCAGUAUCCAUUGAAGGGGGCAAUUCAGAGGUUCCAGGUGGCAACUCAGAGGUUCCAGGUGAUGUUUCUCCAACUGCCACACCACAAUACAAAGGUGAUGCAGUACCCACUGAAAGUGGCAAAUUAGAGUUUCCAAGCAAUUCUACUCCAAAUAUCACACCACAUAACAAAAAUGAUGCAGUACCUGCUGAAACUGGCAACUUAGAGGUUCCAGGUAGUACUUCUGCAGAUUCCACACAAGAUAAAAAUGUAGUACCUGCUAAAGGGCAUGACUUAGAGGUUCCAGAUGAUAUUUAUCCAAAUACCACACGAGAAAAAAAUAAUUCAGCACCAAUUGAAGAUGGCAGCUUAGAGGUUCCAGGCAAUACUUCUCCAAAUAGUACCACACAAGAUAAAAAUGAUGCAGCACCAAUUGAAAAUGGCAGCUUAGAUGUUCCAUGUGAUACUUCUCCAAGUACUACCACACCAGACAAAAAUGAUCCAGGCAACAGUUAUGCUAAUAUUGCCACACAAGACAAAAAUGAUGCAGUAUCCAUUGAAGGUGGCAACUUAGAGGUCCCAGAUAAAGCAGAAAUUGGAGCUGUGUCAGAUACUAUACAAGAUGGAGUUGUGGACAAAGGAUCAGUUGAAGGGGUUGUUUAGGUGGAUAAUCGAUCUGGUUAGAUUAUCUUCAAGGAGUGGAUGAAAAAUGUAAGUCUGAGCACUUCCCAGCCCACCUUGGCAUCAAGUAGUUUCAUCGGAUUAUAAACUCUGGUAGUCUUCAUUGUAAGUCUAUCACUCUCAGAUUAUUGCAUGGACCAGAUCCAAGUGGACCUGGGCAAAUGUCGGAGCAUAUGCACGGUGGAUAACGCCCAAUUGGGAAUGGGUGAUAUACAAGGGGUAACAUGGCGUGUUAUCCACCUCUUUGGCGUGGUCCAUUAGACCUGGUCCGAGAAAUAAUUAAACCGAUUACUCUGUUCCAAAAUCGGUUACUUAUAUGAUGAUGAAAACCCAAUCCGAGCUGGAUUUAUCAGUCUUCUGGCACAUGGAAGGUGUGAUGCUUCAAAAUCCCCAUUUUCUUGGUGGUUGUGCUACGUGUGACGACGGAGUAGGUUGUAUCAUUCUGGAGGAUGCACUGAUAACAUGUGGUAACAGACUCACUAAGCUCCUGAAUGCAAGGCCUCUUCUUAUUAUUCGGACAUGUAUCAAAUAUCAGACUCCAUGCUACGGCAUACUUGAACUGAGUAGCGUGCAGGCUUGCUCAUGAGGUCGUUUAAAUGAACCAAGCUUGAGCUUACACUUCAUUUUUGCAACUCGGACGUCUCUUGGAGCUUGGUACAGUUAGUAGCCGAGCCUUAGUAUGCUGCUUGAGCUCAGCUUAUUUUUCAAUCAAACAAGCUUGAACUUGGCUCUUAGCUGAACCUGAGCUACUCAUGGAUGGCUUGGUUUUUAUGGUUAUUUGAAGGAAAAUUUUCAACUUUUUAGCUAUCUACUUUAAAAAACGGACGUCUUUGUUCUACCAGCUUGAAUCCUAUUGUUUUCAAGUUCAACAAAACGUGGGUGAGAGCGUGUGGAUGUACUCAAAAAAUAUAUAUAUAUAUCUAGCUUGGUAAGUUGCCUUGCAUGGGUGAUAGAUAAUUAGCUAUAUAUAUCGAGCUUGAGAAAUGUAGCAUCCGAACCUAUUAAUUUUAAAAACUAAUAUAUAUUGUAAUAUCAUUUUGUUUAAUCGUUUUAAAAAUAAAAAAUAUAUUAUACCCAUCAGACAUCGAUAUUGCCUUGCAUGGUAAGCUCGUGCUCAUGAUUUGUGGGUUUGACUAGCAUUGCCAAGAGCACCAAGGUCGGCGGGGGAGGGGCCGGGGCCCCUGCAAAACCGGGACGGACCGAACCUGAACGGACGGUCCAGAUAACCAAACCUCUCUCUCCUCUUUUCAUCCCAGUCGUCUCCUCCUUCCACCCUUCUCCAGCGUCCGAUCCCUCUUUCUCCUCUCCCCAUCCCUCCCCCAGAUCCCACCCCUUCUCUCUCUCUCUUCCCCCGCUGCGCGCGCGCCAGAUACAAAUCUCCCUCAACCAAUCCGAACGCUCUAAUCUCA
Messenger RNA from Elaeis guineensis (African oil palm), 7296 nucleotides. The record is from RefSeq and is a predicted model, not a curated record. Lineage: Eukaryota; Viridiplantae; Streptophyta; Magnoliopsida; Arecales; Arecaceae.